GGGCUCGAAGGUACGCUAGCGUCGCCUUAUCUUCUUUAGCUUCGUAAGCUUUGUUGCUCCACCUCCGCCGAUUCCCUCUAACCUGUAACAACAACCACGACCGAGCUUCGCUUCCGGUUUCUGCGCGCAGCAUCGAAGUGGCGGCAAUGGACGUGAUCUCGAGGACGAGCGCCCUCCCGACACCCUCCACGCUGAAUCCCCACGCCCCGCUGUUCGUGCCGCUGGCGUACCGGGCGGUGGAGGACUUCUCCGACGAGUGGUGGGCCCUGGUCCACACCUCCCCGUGGUUCCGCGACUACUGGCUGGAGGAGCGCUUCUGCGACCCCCAGGACGACCACCUCUUCUCCGCCGCCGGCGACGACGACGACGAUCUGGCCCUCCCCGACCUCGACUCCCUCUUCGACGACUGCGAUCAAGCCCUCGCCGACCAGGGAAAGGAGGAAUGGAGUGGGUACUGUGGAGAUCUGGUUUCGAUCGGGGGGUUGAAGUGGAAGGAGGCGCGACGCGAGGCUCGCGCGCCGAGGUACGCGGAGAAGGCGCCGAAGAUCGUGAACAGCUCGAGGGUUUGCCCGAGGACGAUUCAGCAGCCGCGCUAGGUUCGAGUUCGACUCACUGGGUGUGGGCUGGAACAAGGCCGAGUCGAGUUCAUUGCGUUUCGGCCGUGAAUUGAAUUUGAAUUCAGCUACUGUUAGCUUACUGCUUUUGUAAAUAGAGGCGUCUUGUGUUUCUGUUCUUAGGUGUCGUCUUCUGACUGUUGUUUUAGCUCAUGUAAUUGGAAUAUGUACUGAAUUCACCAACGAAAUUCGAGGAAAAAAAUUGGAAAA
Molecule: messenger RNA, 824 nt
Organism: Eucalyptus grandis
Lineage: Eukaryota; Viridiplantae; Streptophyta; Magnoliopsida; Myrtales; Myrtaceae
Product: protein EARLY RESPONSIVE TO DEHYDRATION 15
Exons: 2
Coding region: 147-596 (149 amino acids)
Source: RefSeq, a predicted model, not a curated record